Messenger RNA from Spirodela intermedia, 1660 nucleotides. NCBI's taxonomy places the organism in Eukaryota, Viridiplantae, Streptophyta, Magnoliopsida, Alismatales, Araceae. The record is from the annotation of a GenBank genome assembly.
AUGGACUUCCACGCCCACCAAUUCGAGAGCUGCGAUGCUCAGCUUCCACCAGGUUUUCGCUUCCACCCUACCGACGAGGAGCUCAUAACCUACUAUCUUCUCAAGAAGGUCCUCGACAGUAGUUUCACCAGCAGGGCCAUCGCAGAGAUUGACCUCAACAAGUGUGAACCAUGGGAGCUUCCUGGUGCCGCCUUUGUCCUCACUCUCUCUUUCUCUCUCGAGUGAUUUGUUCAUGCUUGCAUCCCGCUCACUCGCCCUCUCAUUUCAGGAAAGGCUAAGAUGGGGGAGAAGGAGUGGUACUUCUUCAGCCUGAGAGAUCGGAAGUACCCUACCGGGCUACGUACGAACCGCGCAACGGAUGCCGGCUACUGGAAGGCCACCGGCAAGGACAGGGAGAUCUACAGCACAAGAACAUGCGCGCUUGUCGGCAUGAAGAAAACCCUGGUUUUCUACAGGGGGAGGGCCCCCAAGGGAGAGAAGAGUAACUGGGUCAUGCACGAAUACCGUCUCGAGGGAAAGUUCAACUAUCACUUCCUCUCGCGAUCAUCCAAGGUUGGUUCCUUCUGUCGUAAAAACUCCCGCUUUUGUAGAGAUUUCAUCUAUUACCCGCUUUUCGCCAUUCUACUCCACUCACUUUACUAUCCAUCUGUUGACCUUUUCCUCACAUGCCAUUUCUGUUGCUUAUUAUCUUGUCUAUCGUCUUCUCCCGCCUCAUGCCAACUCUGUUAUUCUCUCCCUCUCUCUCCUAUUUGGUCCUCCUCUUGUAUUGCAUAUCCUGUGUUGCGUGUGCCUAUCCGGCCUCUCUUCGCGUGUGCACUGUUCCCCCUCCUGUAUUUUCUUGUGCCGGCGCGGGAGGGUACCCCCUCGAGCACGCAAUCUCCUGUCUGUCACUCACCGUCCGACCCAAAUUUGCUAUCGUCUUCGUGUACCUUAUUGUUGUUGCUCUGCUAGAUUCCCUCCCAUCUAUCCAGCACUGUUCUUUCACCUCCCUGCAGAAGUAACCGGUUCUCGUAUUCUUGCUCUCUCUGCCGUUUUAGCUCGUUAACGGAGGAUAUUGGUUGUAUAGUUCUUAUUCAGACAAUUCUGUUCAUCCUGCUCGUAGGAUGAAUGGGUCGUCUCGAGGGUCUUUCAGAAGGUGGGGGCCGGCGGGAAGAAGACCCGUGUGGGCAUAGGCGCAGCGCCGGCCGCCGCCUACACAGACAUGGGCUCGCCGUCGUCUUCCUCGGUGCCGGCGCUGCUCGACCACUCUUCGCCGUUCGGCGGCGGCGCCGUAUCCGGCGGCGACCGCGAGAGUUGCAGCUACGAGCGCAACGAGAGGGAUCACGUGCCCUGCUUCUCCACCGCCCCAUACCCCGUUUCUGGUUUCACCCAGCUGCACUACCUCACCACAGCGCCGCCCACGGCACCGAAGACCGGGGCCGCCGCCGCCGCUCCCGCCGCCGUCUUCCCCAGUCUGCGGACGCUACAGGAGAACCUGCAGCUACCACCCGCGUUCUUCUCGGACCUGCAGUCGGCGCCUCCGCUGCCGGAGAUUCAGCGCGGAGAUGGCGCCGGCGAGGGCUGGGGCUUCGAGGUGGACAGGAAGCUGGAUGUCGGCCGGGUUCAUCUGCCUGUGGGAGCUACAGUGCUAGACUGCCUGCAGUCCCUCUUACCGCUGUGA